AUGCCAGAACAAAAAAAUACUCUGCAAAAACAAUCUCAGUCUCAUAUUUCCUUGGACCAUGAAAAGAUGCAACAACCACCACAAGGAUUUUUCGACAGACAACCAAAUGGCCAAGAGCCAAACUUGAAGGACUUUGCCACCUACCAAAAAUUGUACAAUCAAUCGAUUCAAGACCCAAAUGCAUUUUGGACUAAACAAGCUCAAGAAUACUUGCACUGGUCUAAACCAUUUGAAGUUGCCAGAUUCCCACAAGACCCCAAGGAUGACUUUAAAAAUGGAGACUUGCCCGCUUGGUUUAUCAAUGGUGAAUUGAAUGCAUGCUACAAUGCAGUUGACCGCUGGGCAUUGAAGAACCCCAACAAGCCAGCAAUUAUCUAUGAGGCUGACGAGGUUGGAGAAGGCAGAAUAAUCACUUAUGGAGAAUUGUUGAAGGAGGUUUCCAAAUUGGCCCAGGUUUUGGUCAAGUUGGGCGUCAAGAAGGGCGACUCGGUUGCAGUGUACUUGCCAAUGAUUCCAGAGGCUAUCGUUACAUUGUUGGCUAUUGUCCGUAUUGGUGCCAUGCACUCUGUGGUUUUUGCCGGCUUUUCUUCAGCCUCUUUGCGUGACCGUAUCUUGGAUGCCGACUCUAAGAUUGUUAUUACCGCUGACGAAUCCAAGAGAGGUGGAAAGACUAUUGAAACAAAGAAGAUUGUGGAUGGCGCAUUGAAGGAAUGCCCAGAUGUACGCAAUGUUAUUGUGUUUAAGAGAACUGGUAACCCACACGUGCCAUUUGACAAUUCCAACGGAAGAGACUUGUGGUGGCACGAGGAGAUGGCCAAGAAUGGCUCUUAUUUCCCACCAACCCCAAUGAAUGCCGAAGACCCAUUGUUUUUGCUUUAUACCUCGGGCUCUACCGGUAAACCCAAGGGUGUCCAACACACCACUGCCGGUUACUUGUUGGGUGCACUCAUGACUACAAAGUAUACCUUUGACGUUCACGAAGAUGACAUUUUAUUCACUGCUGGUGACAUUGGCUGGAUUACAGGUCACACUUAUUGUGUUUACGGUCCAUUGUUGAAUGGUGCCACCUCUGUGGUGUUUGAAGGUACCCCUGCUUAUCCAAACUUUUCAAGAUACUGGGAAAUUGUUGACAAGUACAAGGUUAACCAAUUUUACGUUGCUCCAACGGCUUUGAGAUUGUUGAAGAGGGCCGGUACCAAGUAUAUUGAAAACUAUGACCUUGGCUCAUUAAGAGUUCUUGGUUCUGUUGGUGAACCAAUUGCAGCUGAGGUUUGGCACUGGUAUAACGACAAUAUUGGUCGUGGUAAAGCCCAUAUCGUUGACACUUAUUGGCAGACAGAGUCUGGUUCUCACUUGUUGACUCCAUUGGCUGGUAUCACACCAACAAAACCAGGAUCUGCCUCUUUGCCAUUUUUCGGUGUUGAACCAAAGAUUUUGGACCCAACCACUGGUGCUGAGUUGAAGGAUAACGACGUUGAAGGUGUCUUGGCUAUUAAACAAGCAUGGCCAUCCAUCACAAGAGGUAUCUACAAUGACUAUAAUCGUUUUAUCGACACUUAUUUGGCACCAUACCCUAACCACUACUUUAGUGGUGAUGGUGCAGCAAGAGACCUUGAAGGCUUUUACUGGAUCUUGGGUAGAGUCGAUGAUGUUGUUAAUGUGUCUGGCCACAGAUUAUCAACUGCUGAGAUUGAAGCUGCUUUGAUUGAACAUCAAUUGGUUGCCGAGAGUGCCGUUGUUGGAUAUGCUGACGAAUUGACUGGUCAAGCUGUUGCUGCUUAUGUCGCUUUGAAGAAGGAUAAGUUGCCAGCCAAUACAACUGAAGAAGAUCUCGAACUCAUUAAAAAAGAGUUGGUUCUCACUGUGCGUAAAGAGAUUGGUCCAUUUGCUGCACCAAAGUUGAUUCUUUUGGUUGACGACUUGCCAAAGACUAGAUCUGGUAAGAUUAUGAGAAGAAUUUUGAGAAAAGUUCUUGCUGGUGAAGAAGACCAAUUGGGUGACACUUCAACAUUGUCCAAUCCACAAGUUGUCCAACAAAUUAUCGACAUUGUUCACAAGAGCAAGAAGUGA
Molecule: messenger RNA, 2070 nt
Organism: Lodderomyces elongisporus
Lineage: Eukaryota; Fungi; Ascomycota; Pichiomycetes; Serinales; Debaryomycetaceae
Gene: ACS1
Product: acetate--CoA ligase 1
Exons: 1
Coding region: 1-2070 (689 amino acids)
Cellular component (GO): cytosol
Molecular function (GO): AMP binding; acetyl-CoA synthetase activity
Source: RefSeq, a predicted model, not a curated record